AUGACCAAAAUCCCCAUAAUCUUCAUCCCGCCGGACAAGACAUUUGAAGACAGCUCCAAAUUGAGCGGCGGCUCUGAGAAACUCAGCGUCCUGAUCAUCGACCUCGGCAGAAUCGACUGCGUCCUGGCCAAGAGGAAGGAGGCGAUUGAGAGGAUGCGACACACAUCGGAGACGCUGGGGUCCUUCCAGGUGGUGAAUCAUGGAGUUCCGGCUGUCAUGAUGGCGGAGACGAAGGAGGGGGUGAGGAGGUUCUACGUCCAAGACGACGAGGCAAAGAAGGUGUUCUACACACGCGACAUAACGAGGCAGGUGGUGUACAACAUCGAUUUUGACCUGUAG
Messenger RNA from Syzygium oleosum, 339 nucleotides. RefSeq names its product 1-aminocyclopropane-1-carboxylate oxidase homolog. The coding region runs from base 1 to 339 and encodes 112 amino acids. The transcript has a single exon. NCBI's taxonomy places the organism in Eukaryota, Viridiplantae, Streptophyta, Magnoliopsida, Myrtales, Myrtaceae. The record is from RefSeq and is a predicted model, not a curated record.